Molecule: messenger RNA, 897 nt
Organism: Cylicocyclus nassatus
Lineage: Eukaryota; Metazoa; Nematoda; Chromadorea; Rhabditida; Strongylidae
Source: the annotation of a GenBank genome assembly
GCCCGUUGUAUAUCACUGUUUGCCAACAAUGAGCGGAUGGUUCAGCAAACCCGAUCCCAAAGCACAGGCACGCGAAAACACCAAGAAUAUCCGACGAGCUAAUCGAGAACUCGAGACUGAUCGCCGCGCUCUUGAACGAAGAGAGAAAGAACUGGAGGCAGAGAUCAAGAAGCUAGCAAAACAAGGCCAGAAAGACGCAUGUGCUGUACUUGCAAAACAGCUUGUUCAGCUACGUCAUCAGAAGACAAAGAGUGUGGCGAUGAGUUCGAAAUUGACAGGAAUCGGAGCGCAGAAUCAUAACCUGCAAAGUAUGAACAAAAUGGCUGUGGUCAUGGGUACCACCGUGAACACGAUGAAAACUAUGGAAAAACAGAUGCCAACCGAACAACUAGCGAAGAAUAUGCGAGAGUUCCAGAUGGCUCAAGAACGGCUUGGAAUUACUGAUGAUAUGAUGAAUGACGCUUUGGACAACAUCCUGGAUGAGCCUGGCGACGAAGAGGAGCAAAACGCCAUUGUCAACCAAGUUCUUGACGAGAUCGGCAUCGAAUCUCAAAGCAAGCUUGCCAACGUCCCCAAAGUCCCUACAUCUGUUGGAAAUGCAACUUCGAAACCUAUGUCAGAUCAAGACAUAGAAAGUAUGCUGGCACAAUUGAGAGGGUAAAGCAUAAUGGCCGUAUUUUAUGUCACUCACGUUUUAUUACUUGUACAUAAUCUUCCUCGUCACCAGAGCCCUUAUAUGAAUCGUACACUACCAGUUGUUCUAUUGUCAACGACAAAGCCAUCUGAGCAGACGGUUCACUGGUUUUACUUCUUCUGUGUAUAUUUGUAACAAUUUUCCUCACUCUAAUAAACUUGGUGAACACCACACUAUGUGGACAUGGACAAAUAAGAGUUUUA